Messenger RNA from Vitrella brassicaformis, 1762 nucleotides. Lineage: Eukaryota; Vitrellaceae. The record is from the annotation of a GenBank genome assembly.
CACCAUCCCAUCCAUCGAAGCGCCAGACAGCAAUCAUCGUCUGCGCCCCGUCGCGCUGCCCCGCUGGCCAUCUCCUCAGCUGCAGGACGACAUCAUGACCGCACUCAUUAAUGGCGGCGCGGACAUCAAUGCGGCAGGGGCCGACUAUAGGAAGAGGCCCAUACGUGUGGCCAUUGCGGCUGCCAACGAGAGAGCGGUGGGCCUUCUGCUUCAGCGGGGCGUCCAGCUGCAAGGGACAGUGGCCAUACGCCUGCCGGGGCGGUUCGAUGUCCGUGGAUUUCCGACCACCCCUCAGUGCGAGCUCCAGCUGCUGUCGAUCUAUCAGCGACUCAUCCGGCAGGACAGCACACUCGCAACCAUACCCGACGAAGAUGUUCCCGGUUUGGUGUAUGACGCAGCCGACUGGGAGAGAGGUUGCUUCUCACAGUCCUUCAUCAACCAGUAUCUCGACCUGCUACUCGCCAACGGUGCGGACGACCUGAGGACGGUCGACCGUCAUGGAUUCGCGCCUUUGGAUAUGGCGGUUGCCGCGGGCUCUCCCUGGGUGGCUGAGUGGGUUUGUCGCCACGUCGAGUCUGAGGAGGUCAACAGAGGGAUGCCCAACAGCCCCAUCAGAACGCCCCUCGCCAUGGCUGCGUCUCGGCUCGACUCCCGCAAUCGGCUGCUGGAGGGGAACGGCUUUGGAGAGGACAUAAAGGAAGACAUCCGCACGCGGCAGAUUCCCAAUGCGAAGACCAUCAUUCGCACCCUCCUGAGAGCCGGAGCAGACAUCAGCAGCAUGUCCGCAGUGGCCAUCGGAGCGCCCCGACGUCAGCGCCAUCUGGUGCAGACGGAGUACGCCACGGUGCUGAAUGGUCUGUCUAAUGUGACCAUGUCAGCAAUCAACGCCGCCCUCGCCCCGCAGCGCGACCACUCGAUGAUUCUCGCCCGUCUGCUACCCCUCGCACCCCACAACGACGGCAGAGACCCCGCCCCCUCCCCCCUCUCAUUCGGACCACACGAGGCGGAAGGGAUCGCAUGGAAGAUCGGCGCCUUCCUGCACGAGCCGCCCGCUGCAGCAGCGGCCAUCGACGAGUACCUCAUCGGCCACUCGCAGCUGAGGCGCCGCAUGCGGACGGCCGUGGCGCAUUUCGUCAAGUCGGCCGCCACACGGACAUCCGGCAACAGGGAGGUGGUGGGCGACAUGGCCAACGUGGGCGGCGUUAUGGUGCGUGUGCCGCUGCAGUGCUUCGCCGUUCGGGGUCAGCAGGGUGGGCAGCAUCGGCUCCUGGGUGUGCGUGAGGUGGUGCACAAGGCUCGGCUGGACGAAGCGGCCAGCCAUGGCGUGACCGGUGGUGUGGUAAAGGGCUUCAACGAGCACCUCGGGGAUGGCGACUGCGUCUUCGAAUGGCAGCAGCGGGGGUACAUCCAUAAGGCUACACGGCUGUUUGUGGCGCUGGGCAUCGAGUGAAGGUGUGGAUGAGUGAGGGGAGGAGCAGAGGGGGACAUUGAUUGACCUUCCACUCGUUUUUGUCUUUGACGUGGAUGCCUGAACGGACGGCCUUCGCUUCUGUAUGUAUGGCACUGCCGACAAGUCCGUGGCGCUUCCUUGUUUCCUGUGUGAGAUGGACACUGUGUGUCUGCAAUUUUGACGAGUAGUUCUUCGAGUGGAUGGAAUCCGAAUAGCCUCUUCGUCCAUUCGUCCACGAGUGAGUCGCAGCAGAUGCACCCAACUUCAUGACGCGAUGCACCAAUGAACAUUCCCUGGAUAUGCACUGUACAC